Thelazia callipaeda (thelaziosis nematode) is the source of this 7431-nucleotide messenger RNA. The record is from the annotation of a GenBank genome assembly. NCBI's taxonomy places the organism in Eukaryota, Metazoa, Nematoda, Chromadorea, Rhabditida, Thelaziidae.
AUGACAUUUAUAUCAAACAUCCAAACAUCUUACUGUAGUAAAAUAUAUAUUCACCGAGGGAAAUUUUCAACAGCGUCAAACGUGGCAUCGACAUCAAAUCUCCGAGAGUCUCAGCUGGAAACUAGCGUGCCAUGGAAGAAGAUUCGAUAUGACACUGACAAAGGCUUUGAUUUAAUAAACCACUCAACGAACAAAUAUAUAGAUAGAAAGCGAUUAAAACCGUUUUGCAACUGGAGAACUGUUGCGAUAUUGUCAUUUCUGUCUUUAAUUUUCACUUGCCUUAUUAUACUUUUAUUGUUACUAGAAAGUGAUCAUUCUCGAGAAGCGUGUGAGCAGGCAACUCGAUCUGUUUAUUCAUCGGCUUCUGCAUCAGAUGCACGACGCGAUGUACAUAUGGAUGGUACAAUUUUACGUCCUUUACCUGAAAGUUUUGAAUUAGGUCAGCAAAUUGAUGCGGAUUUGCCACCGGGAAUUAUUGUGUACUCACACUUUUCGGUGCAGCAAGACAGUCAUGUCAUGUUUAAUAUAUCGGUGGAUUCACAAGCUCAACUUGUCAUUUAUGGUCGAAGAACUGCAUUCCCGUCACCGACAACGCACGAUUUCAUGGACAUCAUUCAUGCUGAUUUACUGCUUCCUUCCUUAAAUUCUUCAAGUAGUCGGUCAAAACGUUUCACACCGCUGCUUCGAACAGCAAUUGUGAUACACUAUUUGUUCAGUGGACGAUGGCAUAUAGGAUUACUGAACGAUGUAUCUCAGCCAUUUCCGAUACGUGUGGUUGCGACAGUAAUUGCAGAUCAGAUGGUUAAUGAGGACAUGGAUGAAUGUCGGUAUGAGUGUACAGGUCAUGGUCACUGCAAAGACGGCAAAUGUUUCUGCUUCCCUGGAUAUACGGGCACAUACUGCGAGGAAAAUUCGUGUCCAGUACUGUGCAAUGGAAAUGGUAUAUUUUCGGGAGGUCAGUGUAUAUGCCAUGAAGGUUAUAAAGGGUCCGACUGUGAUCUCUUGAUCCAUUGGUGUGAAGUACCAAAUUGUAAUGCUCAUGGACAAUGUAAUCAGUUAGGAAAGUGUGAGUGUGAUUCAGGCUGGACGGGGGACUUCUGCGAUAAAAAAGAUUGUGUGGAUCCUCAAUGCGGUGGCCAUGGUAUUUGCUACAACGAGAAAUGUUAUUGUGAAGAAGGCUAUGGAGGAGAAAGAUGUGAGCAAUCAUAUUGGAGCAAAAGUUGCGGAGAUUAUGAAACUAAAACCAAGACAAAUUCAAUCGGUGAUUCUGUUUGCGGCAGUCGUGGAAAGUUCAAUUCAGAAUCUGACCGAUGUAUUUGCAUUCCUGGGUUUCAUGGAAAGCGCUGUGAAUUGGAACGGUGUGACGUAGAAUGUCACCAUGGUUCUUGUGGCAAUGGUAUUUGCGUAUGUGAUGAAGGUUGGACAGGUAUGGAUUGCAGCGAGAGACAAUGUUUGCCGGGUUGUGAGUUACAUGGUCACUGCAACAAUGGUACCUGCAUUUGCACCAAAGGCUGGAAUGGAGCAAAUUGCUAUAUUGCUGGUUGUGUUAAUGACUGUAAUGGUAACGGCGCGUGUGAACUGUUUUCCGGCGAAUGGAAAUGUGCUUGUUAUACAUCUUAUUUUGGUGCAAAUUGUUCCCUGCCUGUGGAGUCAAAUUGUGAAGAUGGCAUAGAUAAUGAUAAUGAUGGUUUGAUAGAUUGUGAAGACUCGGAAUGCUGUACUGACAGAAGUUGUUCAUCCAGUCAGAUGUGUGCGACCGUUGUGCAACCGCGAGAUGUGCUUCUGAAAGUUAUACCAGCUCUGAAUGCUAAUUUCUAUCAGCAAAUUAAGUUUUUAAUUCAACAAGAUUCAGUGCAGCGAUACGCAGAUGAACGCCAUUUUAAUCAAAAUUUCGUAUCAGUUGUACGUGGGCGUGUCCUGGCUGAAGACGGCUCUCCGCUUACAGGCGUACGUGUCGCUGAAGCACGUCACCCACCUUUGGGUUUUACGUUAAGUCGUAGUGAGGAUAACGGUGGUGCUUUUGAUCUGGUAGUAAACGGUGGUAAGACUGUAACAUUGCAGUUUAUGAGAAAGCCGUUUGAAAAACUUGAAAAGAACUUUUACAUCCCAUGGAAUGAAAUCGUUUACGUGGGUGACGUGAGAAUGCGUUUAACACCAAUGGUCACGAAUUCAAGUCAAAGACUGGAAAUAGAUGAGAAAUGUCGCAAACAUUUUGUUAGCAACUCUUUGAUCCCUUCUUUAUUUCCGUCGUGGCGUAUAAGCCAAUAUUCUGGAAGACUUACAUCUUCACCUCGCAGUGUCCAGCUACUCGCUGAUUCUGGGAAAGCCUUCGAUUCAAUCCAGAUCCCUGGCACAAAUGAGGUAUACUUAAUAUACGAUAGUUCAUUUGCCGAAGGUUACCGCAGUACUUUGUUAAUUGAAUUACUUCCAAGCGAAGUACCUGAGAAACUGCGUCUAGUCCAUUUGUCUAUCAAUAUCGCUGGAAAUCAUUUCCGAUCCGUUUUUUCGGCUGAACCAAAUUUAAUAUAUACUUACUCGUGGCGACAAACUAAUGUUUAUACGCAAACCAUGAAUGGCUUACUCAAUGCUAAAGUGUCGGUUGGCUAUGAAUAUGAAGGCUGUAAUGAUUCCGUUAAUUGGAUUCAUCGCCUUGUGAAGUUGGAAGGUCAUCGAGCAAACCGAUUCUUAUUGGGAGGCUGGUCAUUAAGCAUUCACCAUCACUACGAUGCCAUUCAUAAUAUCUUGGAAAAGGGCGAUGGGAAUAAAAUAUAUUUAAAUGAACUUGCUCCAUUGUUAACAACAGUGGUUGGAGGUGAACAGCAACGUCCUGUGAACUGUCCUUUUUGUAAUUCACCUGUGGGUGAUGCUAGGCUUUUUCGACCGGAUUCACUGUGCAUUGGAAGUGAUGGUUCUUUAUAUAUUGGGGAUUAUAAUUUGAUCCGUCGUUUAACUCCUGACGGAAUGCUUAUUACUUUAUUAGAGCUGAGUAUAUCGGAUACAGCACAUGCAUAUUAUUUAGCUGUCGACCCUGUCACUGAUUCGCUUUUUAUCUCCUUACCUAUUCGGGUUCAGAUCUGGCAGAUAAACAAGGAAGUUGAUAGCACUACAGAUCUAACAACUAACUAUGUUGUUGUCGUCGGUGACGGAAGUGUCUGUGCCAAUUACGCCAUGGAAUGCGGUGAUGGCGCAAUGGGGGAAUUAUCACAGUUGACCUUUCCUAAAGGCAUCGCUUUUGAUCAACAGGGAAAUUUAUACAUUGCGGACAAUAGACGAAUAAGGGUUGUUGAUCGAGAACGACGUAUAAGCACAAUGAUUGCGGAACGUUCAUAUUCACCGCGUUCUUGCGUCGCAGUUUACGUAGAUUUGUCAAAUAUUACCCUUUUCUGGCCGACUGCACUUGCUGUGGAUACAAUGAACAAUGUAUUAUAUAUAUUAGAUACCACAGCAAUAUACCGUGUUUCGUUAACAACUGGUACGGCUACGUUGAUAGCAGGAAUAAUUACGGAGUGUGACCAUAUGAAAACGUUAACAGGGGAAACGUUAUCACAACGAUCAUUGGGAGAGGCACGAGCUAUUGCUGCUGCAUCAGAUUCUACUUUAUAUGUUGUUGAAACUAAUAACAAAAAGAUUAAUCAGAUAAGAGCUAUUUAUCCUGAUAAUCAUUCAAAAGUUAUUGCUGGAAAACCAAGUAAAUGUGAUUGCGAUCGUACAAACUGUCCUUGUGAUGAUGCUCAUGAAACUGUUGCUACUUCAGCUUUUCUUCAUUCUCCUUCAGCUGUGGCGGUUAGUCCAGAUGGAACUGUGUACGUUGCUGAUCAGAAAAUUACUGCAACUUAUGAUGAAUCAAGUCAGCAGUAUCGCAUUUAUAGUCCGCAUACCAACGAAAUUUAUAGCUUCAAUAAAGUCGGUCUUCAUGUGACUACUUUCAAUUUACUCUCCGCAGAAAUCAUAUUCAAUUUUAUAUACGACGUUGACACUCAUCUUGCUCGUUUGACAACUGUAGUUGGUGCUGGUGGACAUGACUUACAUAUCCGUCGAAAAAAUGAUGCUGAAGUUGUUAUCGAGACAUCUUCUGGUCAUCAAACAUUAUUGAAUUUUGAUGUAUUUGAUUCGGCACUGACUAAAAUGACAUUUCCUAAUGGAGAAAGUAUCAAAUUCUCAUAUUUUCCUGGCCUUCUCCUUCACUGUAAAGAAAUAUUCCAUCGAAAUUGGUGCUUUGAAUACGAUAAGUUCGGGCGCGCGAAAUCGUUGUUAAAUCCGGCUGGAAUUUCUCAUUCGGUGCUAAAACGAAGUCUAAAACAUAAUAAAUUAGUAAUUGAUGUGGAAAAGGAUGAACAACCUUUCACAGUUUAUGAAUACUCGGCGAAAAGAUUUACGGAAGAUGGCGCACAAAACAGGCAGGUUACAUUACUUGAUGAAGGAUUAGUAAUUGAUGCAGUUGGGGCACGUACGCAGUUUGAUGGAGUUCCGCAUCCGCUUCUUGAACCACAUGCUGUAGCAAUUUUGAAACGAAAAAUUAGCAUCCCAGAAAGUAUCCAUCCACCUAGACGUGAGCUAAAUUUGCGCUUCGAGUGGCGUGGCUAUAUUCGUCGCAAAGAAUCUGUGCGACGUGAUCCAGAUAAAUUGCGUCGUGUUCAACAGGUCGGAAGGAGACCGAGGAUCAACGGACGAAAUGUAUUUACUGUCGAAUAUGAUCGUGAAAAAAAGCAAGAUACUAUUCGUAAUAGCAUGGAUGAAGAGAUACUUAGCGUUCAUUACAACGAUGCUGGUCAAAUAAUUUCCAUUAUUCCACGAUCUGCGCAAGAUAAAGCCUAUUUAGGUGCCUUGAAAAUAAUGCAUGAUUCUUCCGGUAGAACAAGUCAGUUAAUUUGGACUACUUCUUCAAUCAUUUUCGAAUAUGAUCGACUAAAUCGAAUUAUUUUUACUGCUGCAAUGGCUAAAGGAACCAGUUAUCUGCAACGGAAAUUUGCAUAUCAAAAAGAAAGUCAAAUACUUCCAUCCUCCAUACAAAUGCCCUCGGGAGAAAAAUAUCAUUGGCAUAUAGGUCGAUCAGGUAGCAUCAAAAUGUUAGAAACUCCCUCUGGUGGCAGGAAUCAUUUCAUGCAGCUUGCAAUUCUUGAUCGUGUUUGUCGUCAACGCAACUUUCCUCUUUUGAACGCAUCGUACGUGGCUUGUAUGAAUGAUGAUGAGCAACUGUUGGAUUAUCAAACUCCUGAUGGAUUGCACUUUUUAAGCAUUAAACGCGAUAAAUUUGGAAAAAUUUUGCAGAUUAGCGCAGAUGCAGAAAAUAUUUUUUUAGAAUAUGGACAGAAUUCUGGAACUGAUCAGGUUCAAGAAAUCAGCAGUGAUUUCAUGAGGAGAGUGUAUUAUUGGCAAGGUAUAAUACCUUUAGUCAUUCAAGAAUCACACAUGGCUAUCACUUAUUCAAAUCGUCGUUUCCCAGAGAGCUUGAUAAAGUUCUCAUACGAGUGGGAUGAUAUGUUCAGAUUGACAUCUGUGUCAGUUAUUCUUAAUUCUGUGCCUGUGCAACCACAAAAAUAUCAGUAUGAUUCUCGACAUGGUCGAUUAACGAAGCUAAAUAACUUCGUUUUUUUAUUUGACAUUUACACACGGCGAAUAAUGGACGAUACGAUGAUUUGGGAGAUUUUUCACAAUGAUGCAAAUGAAGAAAUUUUGCGAAAAUUGAUAGUUAACAAAUUAAAAGUCGUGGAGAUGAGUGUAAAUCGCCAUGCUAUUGGUUGGACUGAAUCUGUUGACUGGACUGUUAUGGGAGAGAAACGACCUCUGGAAAAGCGAAUCUUCAACAGUAAUGGACAGUUGAUGCAGUAUACAAUAGAUGAGACAGAAGAUCGCCGUUGGACACUUCACUAUGACUUAGAUGGACGACUCAAAGCAAUCAACAAUGUCAAAAUUUUGUCUUCCGCAGAAAAUAUAAAAAACUCCGAUCAGAUAAAUUAUGCAGUAAACGCGAACGGUUGGAUUCAACGACGAGGUGAGAUGUAUUUUGAUUAUGAUGUUUGGGGUCGAGUACAUCGUGCUUAUCAAGCUGGAGUUAUCAAAGUCGAAUAUGGCUAUGAUGAGCAGUCACGGAUAAUUUGGCGACGUGAUGAUAGCGAGCAGUUUCAGCGUUUCUUUUACGCACUUCCUGAUCGACCGCAUCUUUUAACACACUUUAUUUCAGCGGACGAACAGAUGAUAUCUACUAUUUUGUACGAUGAUGAAGAUAUUCCAUUCACACUGCAUAGAAAUGGCGAGUAUUAUGCAAUAUUUGUGGAUAUCGAUGGAUCUGUGCGCUUUAUUUUUGCAUCUGAUGGUGUUUUGGCGAAAGAAAUUGUUCGUGAUCCACUUGGAAGAACAGUUAUGAGCACCAAUGAUUCAUUUUAUUUUCCUCUUGGUUAUCGACAUCAUUUCGAUGAUCCCAUUACUGGAAUUGUCAUAUUUAGUGAAGAAGCACGGCCUUAUGAUACUUUCAUUGGCCGUUUUAUGUCUGUUUCUAUUUCAUACGUCACUUCUGAAGUGGACAUUUUUGCUCCUGAAUAUGAAAGUGACCCUUUUCGAACAAUACCAACGCGGGCGAAUUCAAUGCGGCAUUUCCCUCUCGAAUUGGAAAGAUGGAUGGAAAUGAGUGGAUUUUCGCUAGCUCAUACGCUUCCUUCCUUCCAUGAUUCCAUUCAGAAUCACUGUUUACAAACGUUACUUCAGUUACCGGACAGCCUUUGUAUGAUCAACUCCAAUCAUAUUUUCUCUUCGUCGUUUUGUUCCUUGAUUAAUAAAGUAAAGCAUUUCAAGCAGUUUCUAACUGCUACUCCGCCGAUGCUUCUACCUACAUCUCAUCUACCAUAUUUCGUCCUUUUCGACAGACUGUCAUACAGUUUCACUGACUCAGUUGGCUUUAAAGGGCUUAUAUUCAAGAAGCGUCAAGCUCAUAAAUAUGAUGUGAUCGGACAUUCAUCGGAGGAUGAUGAAAAGUUAAGUGCUCUAAAGAGUUUACUUAAUGAAAGUUCAUUUCUCGAUCUUGUAGAAAUAAAUCGGUCCGGACAUGCGCAGACUCAUUUUGUGACCACUCUCUCUUUGGAUGAAAUCCCUAUUAAAAAACUAGAAGGGCUUUUUAAUGUUUCGAGUGUGGACCAACGCACAGUGCUACAAGCGGGUAAUACUCAGUUCAUAUUCCACCACAGUGAUGACAUGGUGAAUAUAAAAUCUGAGUUAUCAUGGCAACAAAAGCAACAAAUUGAAAAGCUUGUUUGGAAUGAUGAAGCAGAGCAUUCACGUUAUUUUCUUUCCACACGGCAUAUUUGGACUGAAUCUGAACUAUCACAACUGAGGUCGGAAGGUCACGUACAGGAAUACGAACUGAAAUUUCGCCCUGGUCGCUCAAUACCAAUCCGUGCUAAUACUUAUUUAUGGGUAUUCCAUAGGAAAUCUGCCUGA